CAUAGUAUUAGACUGAUAUGAUACAUAAAUACAUGUUCCGAUUCCGACAAACUCAUUGUUGUAUUAUUAUUCUGGAACAUCUUACAUGACCUUAAGAUUUGUUGGAAGAUUUUCUGGACCGGGAGUCGUAAUAACAAGAAAGAAAUCAUUUAUUGAUGACGUCGCGUUUUUAAUUCGGAAGACGUUUUUCCUUUCAUACCAAUUUUACAUAAGAUGAAAGGAUAUCCAAAUACUUCUCAGUCUUCACCCAUAGAGAAUCGUGAGCAUUCCCAGAUGAAUGGAUCCGCAUAUGCAGCGCAGAGUGUCAGUUAUCCCCACAACGGCGUUAACACGGGGCAUUUUAUUGACUACGAAAACAUGGAAGAAUCUUUGAGAAGGAGCCUCACUUACAAUGGCGAUGCGAAAACCGACACCAGACCACAGAUGCACGUUUCUAAGGAUGCAAUUUCUAAAUUUCGAAAUCACAUCAACGCCGUAGAAAGAGAGAACGUUGCAUUGAAAAGACAGAUUUUAAGAAUAGCUUCAUCACACAAUGCCAACAGCUCCGAAGUCGUCGCAAAUGAAAGCUAUCAAGACGCAGAGAGAAUGCAAUUAGAAGAUAUUCGUUCUGCAUGCAUGUUGCUUUCUGAAAGAAUAAAACGAAUGGAAGAACAGAAUAAACUACUUCAUGCAAAUGCUGAAAAACAAAGAUAUGAAUACGAAAGAUAUCUUGAUCGGGUUUCGUCCCAAGUUUUCCAGGCGUUGUCAUGCCAACAACGACUUCAAAUGGAAUGCGAUGCCUUGCGUAUGCAAGUGCUUCAAGUAACUGGAAAUCAAGCAGUACUUUCUACCUCAAGCUCUCCUGGUUUACCCUAUAACUGGACACCUGACGAAUCUAAUCAAAACAGAAAUUCAAACAGUAAUGAUUUUGCUGAAGCAUAUGCAGCAGCCACACAAGGAAAUCAUCCCUUUGCACCGUACCCAGUGAUUCACGCACAGAAUCAAGCACAAACCUCGCAGUCUGCUCCAAUUCAACAAAGAGUGAAUAUAAAUGAAGAAGGAGCACACCAAAGGCAAUUUUUGUUCAACCAUUCCCACAAUCCAUCGAACAGUUACAACGGUAACAGGGGAUACAACGUUCCAACACAUAACGCAAACUCUCAUGUACCAGCAUAUUAUUACAACCCCCAAUUUGGUGGACAACUUGCUAUGCAGGAAUUACCAAUGGCAAGAUCUCCUCCAUUGCUUGCGAUUCCAGAAAGUGUUGAACCGAUCAAUACACCGUCUGAAGCUGACACUUUUCGUCAAAGAUUGAUUGCGAGCGAUACAGUUUCAUUACAAGACGAUCAUUCAAUUGGGAGAGGAUCACGAUCGCGCGAAAGACAGAUUUCGGGUAAUAGAAACAAAGUUUCUCGAAGUCGAUCUUUUGAUGAUCACUACUCAUCAACUUCUAGGCUAGGUGGACCGGCAAGGCCCCAUCAAUCUGCUUCUCCAAGACGAUCGCAAACAUACAACGACCACUUAUCGUGUCAACAGAUACCCGCUUCGUCGCAUCAUCAGAAUGAGAACAAUGUUUUUAUGGUGAUGAACAGAGAAGAGGGCAGCAAAAUUUCAUUUCAUGGGCGGCCGCCAGGAUUCCAUGCUAGCGAUACGCAAGUACACAUGCUUCAUCAAAAGUCACUACCGCAGUCGAGUGCAGUUUAUCCCCAGGGACAUUUUUCGGUAGAAAAUUCCAAAACCCAAUCAGAAAACACUCUAUAUUCAACGCAGCAAGUUGAAAGUGUAAAUGAGAAUACUUUGAAUUAUUCGAAUGCACAUUUGAAUCAGUCGAUUGAAUCCAGUCAACAUCGACCUUUUCCUCAGUCAACUAGUUUGCCGGUUCAUGAUGAUCAUAGAACAGAUCAUGGUAUAAAAACCGCAAACUUUUCGAGGGGCGCGUUACAGCGGUCUUUCCGAAUCCUCAGGACCCAGGACAAAAUUUCAGAGCAACGAAGAACACGUGACGACGUAUGGUUGCUUCGUAAUGGUAGACCCAACGAAAUUUCAAGUCAGAAAAUAGCGUUGUCAUCUUCUGCGUCUGGCAGCAAUACCAAACAUACAAAUGUAAAAGAUCUACCUCCACCACCACCCCCUCCACCGGACAACAUAGUAGCCAAGGACAGUAACGAACCCGAUUGUUCAAGUCGUCACCAGGCUGUCGAACAGAUAAACGUGAGGGAAGGGAGACGCACUGCGUCAUUCGAGAGAGCGUCUUAUGGCGCAGCUUGUCGGAAAUCCCAAUCGCUUGAUUAUUUACCUACAGAUAUUUACAAAACCAAUUCAAGUCUAUCGAAAAAAUCAAAUUUUGUACAGAAUUCAAAUUCCCUCGAAUAUCGAUCACAAAAAGACAAACUUGCUUUAGCAAUAGCCCGAGCCGUCGAGGAAAAUCAUUCCUUAGAAGAUUCUUCUAGAACAGGUGACUGCGAUCAAAGUGUUCCUACAGAACAAAAAACGAGUUAUGUACCAACGUUUGCGAAAAAGAAUACAAGUUCCACCAACACAAACAUGUCAAAGAAAAAUACACCGUCGUCACCACAAAUACCUACAAGGAGUCAUUCUUCAUCUUCGCGAACUUCUAGUGCUGGUAAUGCGAUCGGAAGUGUAGCGUCUAACAUCUCAUGUCAAGAUCUCUCAAAUAAAGGGAGCUUGAGUUCAUGUGGUACAAGUAUUUCCUCCACGACAUUCAGUCAUCCAAAUUUAGUAAAUCUCUCAAAGGGUGGAGUGGUUAGUUCGUCUGCUGAAAACAUAUAUCACAACAACGAGAGACUGGCAAGUAUUAAUCCAAACUCCGUCGACAAAAAGUCACCGAUACAGAAAAUUCCACAAUACUCGGCGAUCAAUAAGCAAAAAGAGACAUUUUCUUCAAAAAACAAAGCUCAAAAUUCCCCAAAAGUCACUAGAAAAGAUCUGAAUACGGGAGAGUCUAAGAAAAUGCAUGAAGCUGGCUCUAAAAAGAAAGGAGGAGGCCAGAAAUCGUUUGUUAGCAUUAUGAAGUCAAAAUUUGGAAAAAAUUCCACAAACAAUAACAAAAGGCAAACGAACAUGCCAGAGCAUGAAAACGCCCCGUCUUCAAUCGAUCCCCGAACCUUAUCACUUGAACCAAAUGCUGCUUUACCAACUAGAACAAAAAAAGCAGGCAGAAAGUCGUCACAAGAAGAUACAAUAGGUCGGAAACUUAGCAAUCCGUUUCUGAAUACGCCGGCACAAAACUUUAUCGCUCCAUCCAAUGCUCCUGCUACGAAAGUAAAAAGUAAUGGCAAUAAAAAGUUUCUGGGUCGUCAUAAUUCGAAAAAGCAUAAGGGAUAUAAAUUUGGUGGUUUUGAAGAUACGGAUGAAUACAACAAGCAAAGCUUUGGUCGGGUCGAGCUUAUUCCUAUCGAAAAGGGAAAUAUUUUAGAACAUGAUCACCAAGAACUUGACAACGCACUAGGUGAGGACGAAAUUGUUUGGCAAAACUGCGGAGAUACAUCAGUUUUAGUGGUUGACAUUGUUGACCAAACGAACAGUGUGGAGGAAAACCAAACUAUUACCCGCCAACAUGACUACGAAAACGUUAAUAUCAAAGUACCAAGCAAGGCACCAAAAGGCUUCCGAAAAAGGAAUGUCCCUCAAUACGAAAAUGUCGGGAUAACUCAGCUGGACGAAGAAAAUGUAAAAUCUCACGAUUAUAAUCAAGAUUCUCAAAAUGGGAAGCGUGCAGAUAUCAGAAAUAAUACAACAUCCAGAAAAAAUGUCGUUGAUAACAGAGAAUAUGUAUGGAAUGUAGAAACAACGGGAUGCCCGAAAAAAGAUGUAACCGCUAACACUCAAAUGCAAGGGCAAAGAUCUAUAGAAGAACAGGAUUCGGAUAUCGUUCCACGACCGCAUAAAUCAAACAAAAAUGUUUACGAAGAAGUGUUCAUCAACCCAGAUGCCGAAGAGGAAAUAAAUCAGAAAGAUAAUUACCUUGAGGAUAUUGUGCAUAAAUACAAUGACUCUGACUAUCCAAACGUGAAAUCAGGAAGCGAAGUUAUUCACGAAACCUCAAAUUCUGAUAUAUCUGAACAGGCUGAAAAAUCAGACGCUAGUUUAAAUGCAAGUUUGAGAAGUUCUAAUUCCGAUAAAAGCUCUCGAAUAUCUGAUCUAGCUAAUUCUAGAAAACAUCAGAAUAUAGGAUCUUCAGGUAUAAGCCCUCGCUCUAAAAUAAAACCUAUUCCCUCAAUACCAAAAAGCUCUGAUAUUGCUAAAUACAAAAGACAAGUAAGCGAAGCAUCUACCAAUGAUGUCUCAGAUACGGGAUUAUUAGAAUCAAACAGAACCGACAAAAACAUUUUAGAAAGUAGAGUGCCAGAUUCCCCAUCUGAAUUGUAUAUAGAUUUAUCAAAAAACAUUAACUCUGUUCAGUCAAAGUGUGCUUCCCGGAAGCAUUCUGUUCCCAUUGCAAGCAGGCUACAACCUCCCCAAAGGCUUCCAAAACCAGGUAAAGGCAUUUCAAAUAUUAGAAAGCCACAAUUUGGCAUGGCUAGUGUAUCUCGAGAAAACUGUGUCCACAAGAAACCCGACGACGAAUGUUUAGAUUUACGCAUACAAAGAAAGCCUACUAAGUUAGCUCCCUUAAAUUACGGUCCGCCAGUUUCAUCCAAAACAAAUAAUACGCAAAUGCCAUUUUCGAAAAUACCCUCCACUAGAAAAUCAAAGGAAUUGCGUAAAAUGAGUUGAUAUAUCUACAGUCACCUAUGAUAAUUAAAUUAGGAACUUAAAUCAUCUUAAAUUUCCGACUUUAUUCCAAUGUAUAUAAUUUAGUUUCUUUAUAUAUAUAUAUAUAUCUAUUAUUUUUUUUAUCACUUUCUGAUCUUUAACUGUUUUUUCUCAUUGAUGCAUUUGGAAAAUCAAUGUUGUCGCGGGUUUUAUUUAAAAAAAAAACGAUGAACGAUUCAUGUAACUUUUUUUUGGUUAUUUUUAUUUUCUAUUCACAUGUAACGGCGGAGGUUGCCAUAUUUUUAGAAUCGAUCUUCAGGCGUUUGUUGUUUGAAUCAUAUAUAUGUAUAUCCGCAUCUGUAUUGUUUGUCUAAUUGCAACUACCGUAUGUUUUAUAUUUCUUAACAAAGUUUCAUGUGAAGAGUAACAAUUAAAAUACCUCCUUCCUA
Molecule: messenger RNA, 5144 nt
Organism: Styela clava
Lineage: Eukaryota; Metazoa; Chordata; Ascidiacea; Stolidobranchia; Styelidae
Source: RefSeq, a predicted model, not a curated record